AUGCGGGCUACGUAUUGGUGCGCCGUCUUUCUCCUUACGCCAGCCAUUUACCUGGCUACAAGUGCCCAUGGCUCCAUUCCAGGGAAAUCAGAGUUGCUCAAGUCAGGGAGCCCCAAGUCAACGUUAAAACACAUAUGGACAGAAAGUAGCAAGGACUUGUCUAUCAGUCGGCUCUUGUCACAGACUCUGCAUGGAAAGGAGAAUGCCACGGCCCUGGACCUGCGCUAUGACACUCCUGAACCAUACUCAGAGCAGGAUCUGUGGGACUGGCUGAGAAACUCCACUGACCUGCAGGACUCCCGACCCAGGGCCAAGAGACGGCCCAUGGUCAAGACUGGCAAGUUCAAGAAGAUGUUCGGCUGGGGUGACUUCCACUCCAACAUCAAAACGGUCAAGCUUAACCUGCUGAUCACCGGCAAGAUCGUCGACCACGGCAACGGCACUUUCAGCGUUUACUUCCGCCACAAUUCCACAGGCCAGGGCAACGUGUCUGUCAGCCUGGUACCGCCCACAAAGAUCGUGGAGUUCGACUUGACGGCCCAGCAGUCCGUCAUCGACGCCAAGGAUUCCAAGUCGUUCAAUUGUCGCAUAGAGUACGAAAAGGUCGAGAAGGGUUCCAAGAACACACUCUGUAACUUCGACCCAUCCAAGACAUGCUACCAGGAGCAGACGCAGAGCCACGUCUCCUGGCUCUGCUCAAAGCCCUUCAAAGUUAUCUGCAUCUACAUCUCCUUCUACAGCACUGAUUACAAGCUGGUGCAGAAAGUAUGCCCAGACUACAACUACCACAGCGACACCCCCUACUUCCCCUCUGGCUGA
Messenger RNA from Chanos chanos (milkfish), 819 nucleotides. RefSeq names its product neurexophilin 1 (gene nxph1). Bases 1 to 819 code for a protein of 272 amino acids. Gene Ontology annotation, molecular function: signaling receptor binding. The transcript is spliced from 2 exons. The record is from RefSeq and is a predicted model, not a curated record. Lineage: Eukaryota; Metazoa; Chordata; Actinopteri; Gonorynchiformes; Chanidae.